AUGAGCACUACGACUAAUACAUUCCUAACCACAAUAACGAUCGAGGGUGCAGGGGCAGCAAGUACGAUAGGGUCCCGACCUACCCAACAAGACCAGUAUACAUUCCUCCUCCCAGAGAACUUCUCAACGAAAUCGGGCGACAAGAUAGCUUUCUUCGCGGUUUACGACGGACAUGGCUCCAGUAAAGUAUCCAAACACGCCAACGAAAACAUACAGCGCUUCUUACAAGAAAGCCCGGAACUUGGAUCUGGUCUGUAUGAAGAGGCUAUCCAAGAAGCGAUUAAAAAAGAGGAAGCGGAGUUACUAAACGAAUUCCGCGAUGGCGAGGAGCAAUUCGCGACAGCGGGGUCGACUGCUUCUUUGGCUUUGGUCAAUUUGACCCAGGGCUUUCUGGUCAUUGGGAACCUGGGCGAUUCGCAUAUUCUAAUGGCGGACUAUACUAGUUCAAGUGAGGGGGCUACUAAUAUCCGUCGGAUAACGAAGUCACAUAAACCGGGCGAUUCUGACGAAAAGAAUCGAAUCAUGGAUGCCGGGGGUAUGGUCAACACUGAUAGUGGGACGGAAAGGCUAGGCGCCCUGAACAUGUCCCGGGCACUGGGUGAUCUCCAGUAUAAGGAUCCCCUCAUUAACUCGGGGACGGGACCGCUCAAUGCGGCACAGAUCCGGGCUGAUGUCACGGCUUCGACGGACCAACAGAAUCUUUUAUCGAAUGAGCCGUAUCUGACACGCGUCGAUCUGAAUGAUGGGGGCCAGCAUGUUCUAAUCUUGACCUCGGACGGCGUGACUAACGGGCUUGACGAUGAGAUCAUCGUACACGGGUUAUUAACAUGUUACCGGUCUGGGUUGAAUGCGACAGAGUCCGCGAAGUAUAUUGUGGACGAGGCUGCAGACGUGCCGGGUAGUGAUAAUGCUACUUGCAUUGCUAUUUUUAUUGGUGGGACGUCUUGA
Molecule: messenger RNA, 948 nt
Organism: Aspergillus pseudotamarii
Lineage: Eukaryota; Fungi; Ascomycota; Eurotiomycetes; Eurotiales; Aspergillaceae
Product: PP2C family serine/threonine-protein phosphatase
Exons: 5
Coding region: 1-948 (315 amino acids)
Biological process (GO): protein dephosphorylation
Molecular function (GO): protein serine/threonine phosphatase activity; cation binding
Source: RefSeq, a predicted model, not a curated record